This is a messenger RNA of Clavispora lusitaniae ATCC 42720, 1281 nucleotides long. RefSeq names its product Erd1p (gene ERD1). Lineage: Eukaryota; Fungi; Ascomycota; Pichiomycetes; Serinales; Metschnikowiaceae. The record is from RefSeq and is a predicted model, not a curated record. Gene Ontology annotation, cellular component: membrane; cytoplasm.
AUGCCAGAGCGUGAGUCGGACUUGCAAUUCAAUGACAUUGUCCCUCUUGCCUUUCGAAUAGUUCUAUUCCUCGAGCUAGGAAUCUUUCUUUGGUAUGCGUUGAUACGCAUCUGCCAUGGGGUUUUCCGAAUCAAUGUCUUGGCCAUUCUCAACUUGUCCUUCUCGACUAGAAAGUACAGUCACUCAAACGCAGGUGAUUUCACCACCGGCGAAUAUGCUACGGUUGCAUCUGCCGACUUGGAGGAAAAUGUUAUAUUGACCAAAGGUGUAUACCGCACGCUAAGACUGACAUUUGCACUCAAUUUUGCUGGUCUCGCAACAUACUGGGCUUCACUCGUUUUCAGCCACGAGAAAAGUUUCUUCAGACAAACAGCAAGCAUCUACUUUCCAGCACUUCUCUUCUUCAUCACGUUGCAUCGGGCCAUGGGCAAAGGUGCAUCCAUGGGCCAAACGAGAAUGUUCACCACCCUAAAGCGAGUAUUGGUGGGUCAAAUCAACUCCACAACUAUGAGAACUAAUGAUAUUCUUCUCUCUGAUAGUCUCACAUCUUACGCCAAAGUGUUAAAUGACGUUUUCAUGUUGGCAUGGACUAUAUUAAUGCCGGCCGAUAAAGGAUAUAAUGUCUAUCUUGAGACAUUUGUGUUGGCAUAUCCAGCGCUCAUACGUAUAAAGCAGUGUUGGUAUGAGUAUUCGCAUACGAGAGACAGGAAUCACUUCUACAACAUGCUCAAGUAUUCCUGUCAAGUGGGACCACUCGUCAUUAACAUGUUGAUUAAGCUUAGCAUGUCACACCUCACUUCAGAGAAGGGAAUUUCUCCCAGGCUUCUGGAACUUAAUUUCUGGUGGUACAUAUUCAGUGCUGUCAGCUCCACAUACUCAUUUAUAUGGGAUAUCCGCAUGGAUUGGGAAUUUGGUUUGUUUGAACCCGUAUUCAGACCCAAAACUCGGCGUUUCGAGCCUAUUGGCAACCGCUCACAGUUGGUAUUUAAUAAUUUUCUCAUGUAUUAUGUGGCUAUAAUUGUGGAUUUCUUUGUUCGCUUCAUCUGGGUUUUCAAAAUGUUUGUUAUGAAAGAAGCGGAAAUGGACUUGGGUCUCAGGCACAGAGUGGGCAACUUUUUGUUUGGAUACGACUUCUUAUCGUUUGGCUAUGUCUUGUUGGAGACACUUGAGAUCUUGCGAAGAUGGAUUUGGUGCUUUCUCAAACUCGAAUGUGAGUUCAUCAAGUUUCAAGAGAAGAACGAUUUGGCCCAUGCUGUACCUUUAGCGGCGCUCGACAAGUGA